AAGGACUGCCACCAUGAGUGGUUUCUUACAAGGGUUGAAGUCUGUAGACUUCUACAGAAAGCUGAAGAGAGACCUUCAACAAGAGCUCACCGAAGCCUCAGUGUCUGGAGCUGCGCUCAGCAUCAUAGCUGCCGUCAUCAUGAUCGGGCUGGUGGCUGCUGAGCUGACGGCCUACCUGACGGUCCAGUCGGAGUCGCGGGUGGUGCUGGAUCACUUUGAGAGCUCGUCGGACGAUACGCUGCAGGUGAACUUCAACUUCACCUUCCCCCAUCUCAAGUGCGACUACGCGAGCGUAGACGCAACCAACUUCAUGGGCACGCAUGACGCAGGGCUCGCGGCUCGAGUCAGCAAGAUAAGACUGGAUAAGAACGGGAAUUUGGUGGGGCGACAUGACGACAACAAGAAGGAACUUCGACACACCACGGAUGAGGUUCACGAUGGUCCUGAGACCUCCAUCGCUCUCACCACCGACAACUUUGAGGCCAGUCAUCACAAGUACGCCAUCAUGAUCGUCAACUUCUACGCCCCUUGGUGUCACUGGUGUCAACGACUCGCUCCUGUCUGGGAGAAAUCCGCCGCUACCAUCGCGCAGAAAUUCCCAGGCGACGAGAGGAUCAUCCUUGCUAAGGUUGAUUGCACACACCAGUCGUCGGAGGCCUUGUGCAUCAAGUAUCGCAUCGAUGCCUUCCCUACCAUCCUCGUCUUUCGAAAGGACGACAAGGGCGACUCACAGCACGAGUCCUACCAUGGCGAGCGCUCGGUGCCGGCGAUCACACAGUGGGCGGAGCAUUUCAUGUCACAGCUGAACAACGAGGUGCCGAAGAGCAGGACGGUGGACGCGAACAAGGAUGGUGUUGUUGACUCGCAUAACGGAGUGGGAUGCAUGGUCUCUGGUCUCCUUCACGUCCAGCGAGCGCCAGGAAUGCUCAAGGUGCAGGCUGUGUCGGAUAGCCAUGAGUUCAACUGGGAGACGAUGGACGUGUCGCACACCGUCAACCACCUCUCCUUCGGUCCCUUCCUGUCUGAGACGGCGUGGAUGGUCCUCCCCCCCCACAUAGCUGCCUCCGUCGGCUCUCUUGACGAUCGCUCCUUCACCUCCGACCAGCACGUGCCAACCACGCACGAGCACUAUGUGAAGGUGGUGAGACACGAGGUGACGCCUCCCUCUAGCUGGAAAGUAGCUCAGAUCACGAGCUACGGCUACGUCGUUCACUCCAACAACAUUCAAAAGGCUGGCGAAGUGCCGACAGUGAGGAUCAAUUAUGACAUUCUCCCCAUCAUCGUUCAGUUCCAUGAGAAGAAGCAAGCCUUCUACCAUUUCGUCACAAACCUCUGCGCCAUUGUCGGCGGAGUUUUUACUGUCGCUGGGAUCAUCGCGUCGUUGAUGGAUAAGAGCAUCAACCUGAUGCGGAAGAAGCAAGAGCUCGGAAAGUUGGGCUGA
Messenger RNA from Guillardia theta CCMP2712, 1441 nucleotides. RefSeq lists its product as hypothetical. Gene Ontology annotation, cellular component: COPII-coated ER to Golgi transport vesicle; endoplasmic reticulum. Bases 14 to 1441 code for a protein of 475 amino acids. The record is from RefSeq and is a predicted model, not a curated record. The transcript is spliced from 3 exons. Lineage: Eukaryota; Cryptophyceae; Pyrenomonadales; Geminigeraceae.